GAAAUUUCCAACGCCCACGCCCCGACAGCCCCAGCUUCGAUCGACCCAGGUCUGCACUCCUACCAUUCUGCCAGCAGCGUCUGCAGACUGUUUUGCAUGCAGCAACCCCCCGGACUUAUUCUUGCGGCGUCGAGAGCGAAGCUGCUGCACAGAUGGCCAUGAGCAACUUCCCGACUCUUUCCUGACGACCUCUUUCCCUGUCUUUGCCCCUCGACUUGUGCCGCCAAUCCAUCCACCUGUGCCGUCGGCUGCUGUGCGCCACAAAUUGCGGACGCACUUCCUCCAAUGCUGGAGAAGACGGCUGCGAGCCUCGACCACUGCGGCCUACAGCGAGUGUUACCGUCGGCCACCAAGCCACUCCGCUCGACCAGGAAAUUGCACACUGCGUUUUGGCAACAUGGCGCCGUGGCCAGUGUCGAACUCUCCCAGGCAUGGCAAUCUCUAAUGCACGGCACUCUCUCCCGGGGUGAGAAUGCCGACGGCAACGAUACUCAGAGAGGUGUCAACCUGACAGCUUCGAGCUUCCUACUCGACUUUCUCUACCCCAACGGCGCUGUUGCCCUCAUGCGACGGUGGGCAUCAGCUUCGGAUCGAUCUGCCCGGUAUUCAUUUGCGCCCACGUCGACGCGGCUCUACACAUCAACAACUGCUCGUUAUGCGCCUGGCGAGAAUGAGGCUCGGCAGCCGGCGGCCCAUGAUGUCUCUAGGUCGACUGAAGACGGUUCUACGCCAUUUGCAAACCCUUAUGAAUCUAUAACCUCCGAUGUGGGCCAUUCGCCAUCGACCUCGACGCAACACCAAAAUGCACUGCAAGAGCUUCUUGCGGCCAAUAGCGCCGACCAGGCGGACGACCUGUGGCGCCAUUAUAAGGCACUCGGCGCCGAUCUGGCACUCCAAUAUACCUCCCGUGUCAUGGAGUUCUUGGCAAAUACGGGCAGGUUGGCAGACUCGUGGAAGGUCUCUGAACUGUUUCAUCAAAUUGAAGCUGCUGAGUGGGACGACAGGAUAUUUGUGGCUGGAGCUUCUGCCGAGCUCAAAUUGCAAAACACGCAGCACGGUCUUGACAUCUUCAGGAGGGGCAUAGACAAUGACAGGCUGGGCGAUGCUUCUCUUGUCCAUGUCCUGGAUCUACUUCUGGAUGUCUCGCUGCGAUCAUCAGACCCGGCUAUACUCGUAUCUUUGUGGUCCUCAUAUCCCAGAUUUGCAGCUCGACUGGACCUGAACGAAGUCACGUCGCAGCUCAAGCUCGUUGGGGUAGUUCCGGGCUUGGCUGAAAUGGCGCUCAAUCUCGAAAACUCUUUGCGAUCCGUGAUUCCGGAUCUUGACUUCAGCAGCGGGAAGGACCAUGGCUUCGGAAUUCUGCAGAGGAUGCUAGUGAAGAGCGCUGUGACGACUUGUGCCAGUAAUCUAGUUCUGCCACUUCUAGAGUCGACCAAAGAUCCUGCGGCCUUUGAAGAGUUUCUCAAACGGAGCACGGAACGUCGCCAAUAUCGCCUUGCCACAGAGGUUUACGACAUUUACCGUACGCUGCCGGGUAGUACUCCCAGUCGGAUGGUGAUGUAUGAAGCUUUCAAAGGCUACGCCAACCUCAGCGCAAGUCACAACACGAAGACCGCCGGCAUGGAUCAGCUCUGGGCCGACUGGCAUACAUUCCACGAGCGCCCUAGCCAGCGCGCAUAUCAACGCUUUCUGGCUUACUUCGCCGACCUGGGUGACAAAGCCAGGGUGCAUCAAAUGUGGAUAGACUAUGUCCAGAUCUAUGCUGACGCCGAUGUUUUGACGAGCGGUUCAGACACAUUCGCUCACCUUCUCCACGUACAUGCUGUGCUCGGAGAAGCAGGCGAGGUGCAGCGCAUCUUUGACGACAUGCGGGACAAAUUCAAGAUGCGCCCAAACCUCCAUUGUUGGAACAUCCUUCUUCACGGCUAUGCAAGCACUGGGGACUACGAUAAGACGUCUGAGAUUUUUGAGUUGUUAAGCGCGGAGCAUCGCCCAGACAGGUACAGCUACGGCACGAUGAUGCAGAUGGCCGGGUCGCGCGGUGAUCUUGGCUAUACAGCCGACCUCUACCGAAAAGCCCGCAGCCAAGGCCUGCGAGCUGAUGCGGCAAUUCUGGGCAGUCUUGUGGAGGCUUAUUGCCAGAACGACAUGUGGUCGGAAGCACAAGACGUGUGUGUUCGGGCUGCAAAGCUAGGCACGUUGGCAACACGUAUCUGGAACAAGCUUCUGUAUUAUCAUGCACUCCGGCGCGACCUUGCAAAGGUCAAUGAAUUGCUUCAGGUCAUGGCGAACCAUGGGGUGCCAUACAACAACUACACCUACCAGCAGCUGCUCUUGGCACUGUCCUUGUGUCGUCAGGCUGACCAUGCCUUGCACAUGCUGGUUAUCGGUCUCAAGGACCAUAUAUUCGAAGUAACCACGGACCAUUUCUACAUUGUCAUGGGUGCGUUCGUCCGCACGGGCGACACUCCACAAGUCUUACGCUUGAGCAAGCUGAUGGAAGAGUACGGAUUCCACAAGUCUUCCAAAAUUGCCUUUCGUUUGGCGGAGGCGCUUGCGCAGUGGCGCCUGACUCCGACUCACGCACGCAGCAAGCGUAUCGAAGAGUCCCUACUCAACGCCUUACAAGCAUUUCGCCAUAUAUACGAGCCCGUUCCGCCGAGUCCAAGCACGAACGACGGUCACUUUCAUCGCUCAACUGUUCCAAGCAGGAUCACCGAGCGUGGCUUAAUCACAUCUGGAUCCGUCGAGAACCAGUUUGGUACCUUGAGCUACCUGCUAGGUCAGCUUCGAGACUUUGCUGCCGGGAAAGAUCUGGUUCGUCUUUAUCAGCUCGUGUUUGGAGAAUACAACGGCGAGAAACACUUGCUUCCUGUGCCGCUGCUCAACUCAGUGAUGGCGGGCAACCUUGCCGAGGGCAAUCACGAGGGAGUCAGCACAACAUGGAACUUGUUGUUCAGGAAUGCUCGCAAGAAGCUGCGAUCGAAAGACUUUGCCGAUCCUGCCGAUCCGAAUAGAAUCUCUCCGAGAUAUCAGUACAUCCUCUGUACUGGCCUCAAAGUCUUACUAGAGUCCAUGCUCGUGAGAGAGGACGGUGCGGGUAUGCAAGAGGUCGUCCAACGAGUCCUCGCUGACGGGUUCUUCCUCGACAGCAAGACGUGGAACUACUAUGUCCAGGCACUAGUCAAGCUGAACCAAUACCGGCCAGCAUUUGAUGCUUGCGAGCAGAUGCUGAUGCCAGGAUGGCGCGGCUGGUUCCGAGCUCGAGCUCGCGAGCCGAUGCCCAACCAACUCUCCCUUGACAUCCGGAGAAAGGGAUCCUCGCCUCGCCAUCUAAGGCCCGUCACUACCACCCUGUACCGUCUGGCUAGAGGCUACAUGGAGCUCGACAAAAUGGCACCGUGGUCCCAGCCUGCCGCCAAGCUCUUGGAAGAGAUCGAAACGUCAUGUCCGAUGACAAUGCGAGCCAUCAGGUCCAUUCUACGGGUACAUUCACCACUUGAAUACGAGAUCUUUGGCGAAGACGGAUUCGCAGCAGACCAGAUGUCUGGAGAGGAGGGCACGUUUCAGGAGUCAGGAGAAGAUGAGCUAGACAAACAGGACGAGUCUGAGCAAUGGAAUGCUCCUGGUGCUCAGGAGGACGAUGUCCAUCAGGAUGUCCGGCCAUGAUCCCGAUCACUAUUGGAAAGCAGAUGCUCUUCGGAAGAGCGUGGUCACCCCAAUGUAUAAACUUGAUUGUCUUCAUACCUUGUACAUCACACGUUACGAACAUAUUAGAACGAAAAAAGGGUAGAACAGCUAUAUAGACUGAUGAGCAGGAGACAGCUCUCGACUGCUCUGUAUGAUAAAAGACUUGAUGACGAGCACAUAUUCUCUGCCAGGAUGCUCAGUAUUUUUCAUACUGAAUGAGGCCAAGCGGAUCAGCCAAACUACUCCAGACCAGAAUGUUUCGUGACAUGGAGAAAUUGAAUGAGACAAAGCCGACUUGCACAGAACACGCAAACUCAGUAGGGGGCUUCCGGACCAGCCUGACUCUCUCUUCCCCGGGAUCGGAGAGGCGCGUGCGCGUUCGUGGGUUCC
Messenger RNA from Microdochium trichocladiopsis, 4080 nucleotides. RefSeq lists its product as uncharacterized. NCBI's taxonomy places the organism in Eukaryota, Fungi, Ascomycota, Sordariomycetes, Xylariales, Microdochiaceae. The coding region runs from base 286 to 3669 and encodes 1127 amino acids. Gene Ontology annotation, molecular function: protein binding. The record is from RefSeq and is a predicted model, not a curated record. The transcript has 2 exons.